This is a messenger RNA of Daktulosphaira vitifoliae (grape phylloxera), 919 nucleotides long. RefSeq lists its product as uncharacterized. NCBI's taxonomy places the organism in Eukaryota, Metazoa, Arthropoda, Insecta, Hemiptera, Phylloxeridae. The record is from RefSeq and is a predicted model, not a curated record. The coding region runs from base 10 to 573 and encodes 187 amino acids. The transcript is spliced from 4 exons.
UAUUCGUAAAUGUAUCUAGUUGUUUUAGUUAAUUUAUUUGUUACACUAAAUCACAAAAUGUAUAAUCAAAUUGUUUUGAUUAUACAUUUAUUUUGUUUUGUGAAUAUUUCCAUAAUAAUCAUUGAAGGAGCAGACAAGUCAUUGAAUUUUAAAGAUGAAGAUAUUGGUGUUACAAUAUUUAAUGAGUUCAGUGAAGAUAAUAAGAUGACACUUAUACAAUUUUCAGCGGCUUUGAAUUUUAUCAAAAAAUCUGUAAACGGAAAUGAACUGGUAGGCGCGUUUAAUAACAUGAAAAAAAAAGGAAAGGAUUACAUAACUGUAUCAGCAUUUACAAAUUAUGAAAAAGUUAGUGAACAACUAAAUGAAUUAAACGCCUUAAAAAAUGCAUUUUAUAUGUUUUGCCCUACUGGGAGUGAAAUUGAUAAAACUACUCUUGCUCGAAGUCUGGAAAGCUUAUCCAAUAGUAGUGUAUGUACUGAAACUGAUUGCUUAAAUUUGAUAACAGAAAGUUGGCCAACAAAAACUUCUUUUAAUGUCCUAGAUUUUAUUAAAAUGGUAUUGGAGAAUGAUUAAAAAAAAAUUAUAAAUACAUAUAAAUACUAGUUCUAGUAAUUAUAAAUAAUUUUAAGCUAUUUAUUAUAUUACAAAAUUAAUAAACAAAAAUGUAUAGCAGAUGGUAUUGGCUUCUCGGGGUCGAACUAUAUUUAGUUAUCAAAUAAUAAAAUAUCCUACCUCUGUUAUAAUACAUACACCACUCAUUAAUCAGUAGUCUAUAUAUUAUUGUCUAUUAGUCAUCAAAUUAAAAAUAUAUUAUUCAUGUCAAUACUUUAAAUAAUUUCGAGAAAUAUGGCGAUACAAAUCUUAUGUAAUAACUAUAUGAAAUUCUUUAGUUGUGAUAAAUUAUCUAUUUUAAGUAAAA